Messenger RNA from Lentinula edodes (shiitake mushroom), 864 nucleotides. RefSeq lists its product as uncharacterized. The transcript is spliced from 5 exons. Gene Ontology annotation, cellular component: cytosol. The coding region runs from base 1 to 864 and encodes 287 amino acids. NCBI's taxonomy places the organism in Eukaryota, Fungi, Basidiomycota, Agaricomycetes, Agaricales, Omphalotaceae. The record is from RefSeq and is a predicted model, not a curated record. Gene Ontology annotation, molecular function: magnesium ion binding; holo-[acyl-carrier-protein] synthase activity.
AUGUUAUCACUGAACAGGGAAGCAACGAAAGAGGAAUACGAAGCAUGUUAUAAUGUUGUCAAGGAAUGUGUCUCGCCCGAAAUCCCGUACGAUCCUACGAGCGCUGAAUCCUUUCGUCGAUGUAUAACACAAAUGUUACCGUUACUGAUGAUGAGGCAUCGCCGCAUACCCCGCGCAAAAUGGACUGACUACAAGACUUCCUCUGGAAAGCACUGGAUUGAACAGUCUCCGGAAGACAUGUCGCCUGAAAAAUUCUUACACUCAAUGAUUGGUUAUCACUUGACCUACUCCGAAUCUCUAUGUGGCAUGGCUAUGACCCAAGGCACUCAACGCAAAGUCGUCAACAUCGGUAUCGGGAUUAGACGAAUAGAAGUGGAGCCGCGAGGAAUCACAGCUCGGGCGUACGUAGAAAGUAUGGCGCAUAAGCUGACGCGCAAAGAACAAGCGCUCAUCCUCAAAGAAGGACUCUCUGACGAGGUGGUUCUGCGCCGGGUGAGUAUCGUGCUCACCCUGAAAGAAGCUUAUAACCAUGCUGUGGGCCAACCUGUCGGUUUUGAUUAUUCUCGAUUGGAGUUUAUUGUCGAGGGCUCUCAUCCUUCGCAUAAAACGGAAGAAACUCCAUAUGCGCUCGGAGACAACAUUCCUUUGCAGGGAUGGGAAUUUCGUUUAUUCAAAGCUCAAUUGGGCGUGGCACGGCAGGAUCAGCUCUCGCAGGAGAAUUAUCAGUGCGUCUGUGCAUUCUUCAGAGGGACAAGAGGGGAGAGUAGAUUUGUAUGGUAUAAUUCUGAGAAGGAGUUGGAGAAUUGGGUGCAAUUCAUUAAUAUUGACCAAAUGAUUAAGGUCAUUCCAAAGCUACUGGCGUAG